Messenger RNA from Cyprinus carpio (common carp), 3617 nucleotides. Its product is annotated as phospholipase DDHD1-like. The record is from RefSeq and is a predicted model, not a curated record. Gene Ontology annotation, cellular component: cytoplasm. Gene Ontology annotation, molecular function: metal ion binding; glycerophospholipase activity. The coding region runs from base 353 to 2932 and encodes 859 amino acids. Lineage: Eukaryota; Metazoa; Chordata; Actinopteri; Cypriniformes; Cyprinidae. The transcript has 13 exons.
AACCGGUUGAACUAAUCCUUUGAAAAGAUUCGACUCAACAGAAAGAUUCGUUCGCGAGUCGGACGUCGUUACAGAGCAAGAGGGGCUUCACAGGGCGAAAUACAGUCGGCAUAUAAUGGAAAGUGAACAGGUUGGUGUGUUCGCCCAAUAAGUUGAGCUUCGUCCGAUUGAAUUCGACUUUAUUUAAUGGAGUUUCAAGUCCAGCGUGUGUGAUUGACGCGUCCGUACAGAUGCUGGCCCCUCCGGUCGCGCCAAGGGGAAGGAGAGGUUUUGACAUCGUUAGAUCUGUUGUUAUUAUAAUCAGCUGACCGGUGCUGGAAUCGCUCCGUUUGCUGUUUUCUAGAAAGCGGCGAUGAGCGCUUGUCAGGACAAAACGUCGUUGAGUUGUUCGCAAAGCAGGGAAAAUGUCGAUGAAUGGGGAAGGAUGGAGGACGCGUGCGCGUGCUUCGUCGAACCCACGGGCGAUGCGAUACGCGCCGGGAUGGACGCGGUGCAGCCGGGCAUAGACGGACAUCUGCCGCUGCCCCGAGGCCAACGAGGACUGAUGCUAGGCCUGGUGGAAGAGGGUUUCGCCGCCGCCUAUCAUGGCCGUCUCGGUUCUGAUCCGGACUCAGCUUAUCUCGACAUCCCCGGAGACCCGAACUACAGCGAAAGUGAGGGGAACGUCGGCACGAAAAAGCGCAGCCGCUCCAACAGCUCGCGGCACCGCGGGGAAGUAGUCACGGAGCUCGGACCCGAAGAGGUGCGCUGGUUCUACAAAGAGGACAAGAGGACCUGGAAACCGUUUGUUGGACACGAUUCUUUGGAAAUCGAGUUGGCGUAUCGCAAAUUCUGCGAACUUAAUCCGAACGAGGUCAGACGGAGGGACGCGGGUGAAGAAGCAGAGGAUUUAUUCGAGUCACCGUCAGGAUGCGAAGCCCCGGAGGUCCGGAGACCGUCGGCGGCGGCGGCGGCAGCAGCGCAUCCGGUACCCGAGAGCGCGGAGGCUGGAUGCUCAGCAGACGAGACGGACCUGGAUUCAGAAACCAUCAACGUGGACGCAGUGUGCGUCCGUGGAGGACUCUACGAGGUGGACAUCAAAAAGAAAGACUGUUAUCCUGUAUACUGGAACCAACAGGACCACAUCCCGGUCAUGAGAGGCCAGUGGUUCACGGACGGGACCUGGCUGCCACUGGAGGAAGAGGACAGUGACCUCAUUGAACUGGAGCAUCUGGCCCGUUUCCGAGGCCAGCAGAUGAAAGACACCUUUGACAUGGAAGCGGUGGCAACCACGGUGGACAGCAAAGAUGCCAUUCACAGUCUGAAACUGAGCCGGAGCCACGUGGACUGGCACAGCGUGGAUGAAGUGUACCUUUACAGCGAUGCUACCACUUCAAAGAUCGCACGGACUGUUACUCAGAAACUGGGAUUCUCCAAAGCGUCCAGCAGCGGGACCCGUCUCCAUCGAGGUUACGUGGAGGAGGCUGCUCUAGAGGACACGCCUCCUGAAACAACGCACAUAGUCUUUGUGGUGCAUGGGAUUGGCCAGAAGAUGGAUCAGGGGCGUAUCAUUAGAAAUACAAGCAUGAUGCGUGACGCUGCCCGCAAGAUGGAGGAGAAGCACUUUUCCGACCGAACAAAUGAACACGUUGAGUUCCUUCCUGUGGAAUGGCGAUCUAAACUCGCCCUUGAUGGAGACACCGUGGACUCCAUUACUCCAGACAAAGUGCGAGGUCUGAGAGACAUGCUGAACAGCAGUGCAAUGGACAUUAUGUACUACACGAGCCCUUUGUACAGGGAUGAGAUCACCCGGGGUCUGACCAACGAGUUGAACCGACUCUACACGCUCUUUUGUGAGCGCAACCCAGAAUUUGCAGAGAAAGGAAAGGUGUCCAUCGUCUCCCACUCGCUGGGCUGUGUCAUCACCUUUGACAUCAUGACAGGGUGGGACCCUGUGCGCUUCGUUCACGAAGAGGUGCCAGAUGCCAUGGAGGCUGAUGUUAGCAGACAGGAGCGUCAGCUACUGGAAGAUCUUCGUAACACAUGCUUAAGAAUGAGGGAUUUGGAAGAUACACUUCGGCAUUUACAAACCUCACCCUCAAGACCCUUUCCAGCCCUGAAAUUCAAGGUGGAGAACUUCUUCUGCAUGGGAUCCCCUCUGGCUGUGUUUUUGGCUUUGCGAGGGGUCCGUCCUGGAACCAACGGAACGCAGGACCACUUCCUCCCCAAAUCCAUCUGCCAGAGGCUUUUCAACAUCUUUCAUCCCACAGAUCCUGUAGCAUACAGGUUGGAGCCUCUCAUCCUGAAGCAUUAUAGUAAUAUAUCACCUGUCCAAAUUCACUGGUACAACACCAGCAGCCCCACACCGUAUGACCAGAUCCGUCCCACUCUUCUGAAUCCGUCAAAGGAAAAUGCUUCUGUGUCCGAUACGGAGAGCCUCCCGAGCCCCUGCACCUCCCCUCCACAGCCCCGCAGACACUACGGCGAGUCUUUCACCAGCCUGGGCAAGGCCAGCAUUAUGGGAGCGGCAAGUAUAGGUAAAGGCAUUGGCGGUAUCCUGUUCUCCAGAUUUUCCCGCUCUAGUGGACAGGUGGGUGGUGUGGAGGAGGAGCCAUCAGACUCUGAAGGCGGGGCUUGUGAAAAAGGUGAAGAGUGUCGGCCUGUGGAGUUAGACGAUAAACUGGAGGAGAAGACAGAGGAGAAAAUUGAGGAGAAGACAGGAGACACCAGCAUGUCACAAUCAGCCUCUACCAUUCUGGAUAACUCGUCCUUGGAGCUUGAGAAACGCAUCGACUUUGAGCUGAGGGAGGGUCUGGUGGAGAGCCGCUACUGGUCAGCGGUGACGUCACACACAGCCUAUUGGUGCUCCCACGAUGUGGCUCUGUUUCUGCUAACAUUCAUGUACAGGCCAAAUCUAGCCAAUGACACGCCAGAGGACAACCCCGAAUCAUAACAUACACGCAUAUGAACUCUGACACAGCACCACCCUUGAUCGCUCCCUUAAUAUAGUUUAGCAGACCUUGUUCACUGUGCAUCAGAGAUCCUGUCCUUGCCUUGUUUCCCCUCCAUUUAGAAGCACAUCCAUGGAAGAGACUUACUCUCUCCACUUCAUCCUCCAAUUAGGACUGUUCUUAACCUCGAUGAGAUGGUGGUAAUGAUCCUGCUUGUUCUGACCAUUCACACCUUGAUGAUUCCCCAAGCAGUGGACUCUCCACAUUGACUGAUGUGUAUUGACAUUGUUGUGGUUGUAUGACUGACAAAGAUCUGCUGAAUUGAAGGUUCACGAUCAGAAGGGUUUUUUGAGAAGUACACAAGAUGUGUUUUCUUGCCUAAAAAUAAUCGUUUUGAAGAAUUUUAUAAAUGUAGCAUAAAUAUGAUAUGUUUAUAUCAUUUAGAUGAUAAAACAACCUGUAUCACUCCUAAAAGUGGCCAAAUAUUGAGUAGUUAAUUCGAAGAGAAUAACCAUUAGUAAACAUGGUUCAGCCAAAAAUAUCAAUUCUGUUAUUAUUUAUUCACCCUCAUGUUCCAAAUUCAUGUGAUUUUCUGACGCCAAAAGGAGAUAUUUUGAAGAAUUGUACUAGUUGUUGUUUUUUCCAUCAAUACCAGUGUUAUUUUAGUGUAACUGAUAUACUAUUAUA